Messenger RNA from Macrosiphum euphorbiae (potato aphid), 3288 nucleotides. NCBI's taxonomy places the organism in Eukaryota, Metazoa, Arthropoda, Insecta, Hemiptera, Aphididae. The record is from the annotation of a GenBank genome assembly.
AUGAUUUAUAAAAAAAAUUCUAAAAUGAUGCUUUUAAUAUAUUAUUAUAUUUGGUUUUCCGUACUAUGUAUUUCGAACGUUUGGAGUGAAAUCACAUCUCAUUCCAACAACAACACCAUUCAUAAAGAUUAUGACGUUACUACAAUUUACAGAAUGAUGAAUGCGUUUACCAGACCCAUUAAAAGUGUUGGAUUCAAAGACCCUGAUUUUUAUAAGAUAUAUUCAAAAAAUAGCUAUUCAAUUGAAAUACAUUCAAGAACAAAUGCCAUCGGAUUACCAAUUACCGCAGAAGUAAAUUCUUCACAAAAGAAAUGGUCAAGUCAGUCAAUUUCACUAAUUAAUAAGUCAGUGUUCUUCAAAUCUGGAUUAUCUCAGAAUAAUAGUCGUAUAAAGGUUGAUUAUGUUCUUAAAUCUUGGCAAAUAAAAUCUAUUCCAUUGAUUGGUGUAAAUGGACCGGCAACGUAUGACUGUAAUUAUGGACACAAUUCUCACGAAGAUAAAUAUCAAUGUGUCAACGCUUCCGAAUACAGAUAUGAAAUUGACACUAUACCUGUACACAAAAGUAAUGAUUAUAAUACAAUAUUUUCGGUAAUUUGGACAUCCGACCAUGGCCGAGCGGGUUUAUCAAUCACAUACAUACACACACCGCCGUCCAAAAUGGAUAUCUUCUUGAAUAUAGCCUAUGCAAAUAAUGGUACAUUAAUAAGUUUUACCAAACUAUUAAAAUUUGAAGAUGUUAAAACAAUAACAUUUAAUGAUAUUGGUUUCAUGAAAAAUCAAGAAUAUAUAUUCACGUUAAAAAUGAAAAUGAAUAGUGAUUACUAUAGUCGAGGACGCUAUAAUUAUGUUUAUAGUGGAUUUUGGUUUGGACUUAUACGGAUUGCCGAAUCUUCAAAUUAUGAUGAAGAAGAUGUUCGAGUUGUGUAUGAUUUUGAAGACGAAACAAAGCCAUUCAACGUACUUGGAAACUAUAAAACAUAUAAUGCAAGCGAGAGUAUGAAACAGAAAUCGGAAUGUUUAAAUGGCGGAUACAGUGUACCUCCAAUGAAUAAUUGUACUUGCCCUCCUGGAUUUAUUGGAGAACUAUGUGAAACAGCAUGUGGUCCAAAUUCUUACGGAUUCGAUUGUAAAGGCGUUUGUUCUAUGCAUUCAGCAGAAAUGUGUCGUGGUAUGUACAUGUGUACGAAAUUCGGAUGUACUUGUCCGACGGGUUUCACUGGUCCGUUGUGUAAUAGAGAAUGCGAAACAGGUAAAUUUGGCGCCGAUUGCAAUCAAUAUUGUUCGUCGAAUUGUUACGAUAGAAAGUGUGAUCGAUACACGGGUCUUUGUUCACAUGGAUGCUCACCACAAUAUGUACUACCACAUUGUUUACAAAAAUAUCCAUACCUCAUUAAUCCACCUAAACUACUAUCAACCGAAUACGAGUCAAUAGAAAUAGAAUGUGAUUUUCAAUCGUCUAACGUUAUGGGUGAAGAUAAAAAUAUUAAGUUGAAAUAUUAUCAGAUAGUUUAUAAGGCGCUAAAAGAAGAUCAAUUUAUUAACUCUGAUAUCAAACCCAUUAUUGAAAAUAGUAAUGAAACCAAAGAAACUUUAAGUGGUUUAGAACCGGACACCAUAUAUUUAGUUGGCGUUCUGUUAAUAACAGAUGAUGGCAAUUUUAAUGACCAAGAUAUAGUAUAUGGUAAUUUUAAGACGUCGUGCAUACCACCAAACAUUGAAGAUUUUAAUGUAACACUUGUAAGAGGAAUUAAAAGUAUCAACGUAUCAUGGAACAAAACAACUACUUCUAUUAACCGGUUUGAAUGCAAUAUUAUUGAAUAUUUAUUGGUGUUGUCGUACAAUCAGUCACAGAACCAAGUAUCUGGUGUACAGAAAAUAAGAUCAAAUUCAGUUAAUGGUCACUAUAUCUACGACCUUAUACCUGGCUAUCAGUAUAACAUACAAUUAAUUCUAAAUACAACUCAAGGACAAUUAUUUCCAUCGCCUAUUUAUUCAGCAGCUCCACUUCCAGGAAUUGAAUUCAAAAUUAAGGAUAUUUCCACGAUCAAUGAAAACAGAAAGAUCAAAGUAUCCUGGAAAUUAGGAUAUAUGUAUGAACGUUAUAAUGCUGCGGUAAAAUCAGUAAUAAACGAACCAGUCACGUGUACUAUACGAUACAAAAUCAACCGAAUUCUCAGUUGUACUUUGCAAGAAUUAGAAAACAGUUGGAUGUCCGUUAUAAUUUCUAAUCAAACCAGCUAUGAAAUAUUAGACGUAGUACCUAAUUCGCAAUACUUAAUACAAAUUAUUACUGGUGACGACAGUCAAAUGAUAUACACAUUAACGCCAACGUCAAAACCAACCGUAGCCCCAACUAUUGAUCCAGAGAACCCACUGUACAUAACAAAUAGUUCCGUGUUCGUUCAAUGGAAAUUUGAUUUUAUUAACUGCUCUAAACUGAAUGGAUUCUUUUCAAAAUACUUCGUGGAAUUAAAGGAGAAGAGUAAUAAUAAUUUACAAGUAAAAGAAACGAAACAAAAUAAUAUUUCGUUUGAAGACCUCAAAUCAAACACUGCCUAUGAAUUGAAAGCAUUUAUCAAAAACCAUAUUGGAUAUAGUCUUGAACAUUUUCUAUCUAUAAACUUUACGACUAGAUUUGGGAUUUUAGGACAAGUGGACGAUUUAAUGGUGUACAAAAAAGCUAUGAAGAAUAAAGUGGUUGGACUUCGUUGGAACUAUCCAGAUGAUUCAAGUUUAGAUGGAUUUAUAAUUUCAUAUGAUGAUAUCUCAUUUAUUGGACACGAAAAAAAUGUUACUAUUGUUCCACCAAGGAAGUGUUCAGCUUGGCCAGAAUAUUUCUGUCAUACAUUUUAUGAUUUGAGUUCUAGUAAAAAUGUUACGUUUAAAGUUCAGGCCAAGUCAAUAGAUUAUCCAGGAGGUGGUUUAUCUGCGUCUAUAAAUUUCACCAACAUUGAUGGGAUACCCGAUCCUCCAAGUAAUGUGAAAAUUAUCGAUAUUGGAAAAACAUACUUUACUCUUCAGUGGGAUAUUCCAUGGGUAUUCAACAGCGUAUUGAAAAUGUUUGUAAUUAAUAUUGAAGAAAUAUCAAAAGUGGAUAUGAGCCAGUGUUGUGUUAACAUUAUGCCGACAGAAAUUGCAUUCGAUGAAGAAUUGCCAUCUUACAACUAUACGCUAACGGGGCUACAACCAGGCUCAACAUAUUCAGUUGGGGUGUUAUCAGUAUCAAAAUCGUUGUGGUACAGUUCUCCAGCAAAAGUUCAUGAUGUUACAACACUUUUAGAUGCAUAA